Messenger RNA from Plasmodium knowlesi strain H, 816 nucleotides. Its product is annotated as conserved Plasmodium protein, unknown function. The record is from RefSeq and is a predicted model, not a curated record. The transcript has a single exon. Bases 1 to 816 code for a protein of 271 amino acids. Lineage: Eukaryota; Apicomplexa; Aconoidasida; Haemosporida; Plasmodiidae.
AUGGAGACGAUUAAAACAUUCGUACCACUGGUAGUCGGCUCGUACGGACUGACACUCAGUUCGUACCUGCUUUACCAAAACAAGAAGAAAGAAAGUUGGAAGGAAAUUGAUGGGUAUGUGGAUAACGUAACCCUAAAAUAUUCGAAGAACUUCCUGCAGGGAGCAUUCCACCUUAACAUAAAAUAUUUUUUUUACAUAAAUAAAAAAAAAAUUGAAAACUGUAAAGAGUACAAAAUUUACGUUCAUCUGGGGAAUCAAGAGGGGCAACAAGUGCAGACAAAUGAAUACACACGAAAUAUUUUCGAACAAGUUAGUAGGGAGAAAAAUAUUAAAAUAUGUUACAACCCAGAUGAUGUAGAACAGUCUGACCCGUUGAUAUACAUUUCCGAAAAUGACAUCAUCGCACGGGAGAAGUUAGCCAAUAGGGUGAAGAAUAAGCUUCUUCGCAUAAAGACGAGUGCCGACAAGUUGCUUCGUUUGAGGGAAUCUGUCGAAAGAAAAGAUGACAGCUCGGAAGGUUUCAGUAAUUCUUCGCCCAGUAACCAAACAGAUAAGAUGAAGGGAAAGGAAACCUCACCCACGGUAGUAUCCCCCUGCGAUGCAGAAACCGACGAUGAGGGGAAAUCAAGUGGACACGCAAAACCUUCGCAGUUAGCCAAAAAAAAAAUAAACGCAUAUGAUAUAAAUAAUUUAUUCCCAUGGUACAUGUUCUCCUGUAGCCUCUUUCUAUUUUUGUCUUUUUUUUUGAAGAAGAGAAUUCGCUUUGUGAGGAGGUCAAUAUUGGAACAACAACAACAAAAAAAAAAAAUUGUGUAA